GCCAAUUUUGUUCAUCUUUCUACCAACAUUCUCUAUCUGCUAUACUCAGCUCAAUAGUCCUUGAUAUAUCCAAUUCGACUGCAGAAAGAGAACACACAAAACCACCAAAAUGGCCAUCCACCCCUCCACCACCCCCUCCCCCACCAUCCCCAAAGCCUUCACCCUCAACACCGGCGCCUCCAUCCCCAGCAUCAGCUUCGGCACCUUCGCCAAUGAUGGCGCCCAGGGCUCCUCCUACACCGCGACGCUGCACGCGCUGGAAUCCGGCUACCGCCACCUCGACUGCGCCUGGUUCUACCAAAACGAGGCCGAAGUCGGCGACGCCCUGCACGACUUCCUCGCCAAAACCCCCUCCGUGCAGCGCUCCGACAUCUUCAUCUGCACGAAAGUCUGGAACCACCUGCACGAGCCCGCCGGCGUGGAAUGGUCGCUAAAAUCGAGCUUGUCGAAACUGCGUGUCGACUACGUAGACCUCUUCCUCGUGCACUGGCCCAUCGCGGCCGAGAAAGUGGCAGAGGGCGACACGUUCAUGCCGAAGAUCGGCGCGGACGGGAAAUACGUGAUCAACAAGCCCUUGACAGAGAACCCGGCGCCGACGUGGCGGAAGAUGGAGGAGCUGUAUGACUCUGGUCUGGCGAAAGCGGUGGGUGUCUCCAACUGGACGAUCAAGGGGCUCGAGCAGCUCCUCGGCUACGCGCGCGUCAAGCCGGCGGUGAACCAGAUUGAGAUUCAUCCGUUUUUGCCGAAUGUGGAGCUGGUCGAGUGGUGUCUUGCGCAUGGUAUCCUGCCGGCGGCGUAUAGCCCGCUUGGGAGCCAGGAUCAGGUGCCCAGUACGGGGGAGAAGGUCAGGACGAAUAAGGACCUGAUUAAGACGGCGGAGAAGCAGGGGGCGACGCUGGCGCAAUGUCUGUUGGCGUGGGGGCUGAAGAGGGGAUAUGUGGUGCUGCCAAAGAGCGCGACGCCGAGCCGGAUCGAGAGUAAUUUGAAGGUAGCCGAGCUGGGGGACGAGGGGUUUGAGGCGAUUGAGAGGGUGGCGAGGGGGAGAAGGACGAGGUUUGUAAAUAUGAAAGAUACGUUUGGGUGGGAUGUCUGGCCGGAGGAGAGCCAGAGUGCGUGAGGGGUGUUCGUUUGAUGUUGGGUUUGGGUAUACAUAGAGGCGUUUGAGAGCGAGUGGACACACCACGCUGCGAGUUAUGAAAAACUUUUUCUCUACAACUUCGGUAUGAAGCUCCUUGAGUUGAAUCAGAAGAGCUCAUCCGCACCCACUUGAUCCCCUCCUCUUCCUCCAGGAUGCAAACACCCC
Molecule: messenger RNA, 1303 nt
Organism: Mytilinidion resinicola
Lineage: Eukaryota; Fungi; Ascomycota; Dothideomycetes; Mytilinidiales; Mytilinidiaceae
Product: Aldo/keto reductase
Exons: 1
Coding region: 110-1117 (335 amino acids)
Cellular component (GO): cytosol
Molecular function (GO): aldose reductase (NADPH) activity
Source: RefSeq, a predicted model, not a curated record